ACUUAAUGCUAGAGGAGAAAGAUUCAGCAACAGAAAUCCAAAGGAAAGAAAAGAAAUUAAGAACUCCUAAAAUGGAAAGAUCUCAUGAUAAAGUAACAGAUGAAAAUAUUAUGCCUGAAGAUCAAGAUUCAGUGUCAAAAACCCAAGAGCAAACAGAGAAAGAAAAAAGUUCUGAAGAAGAAAGACUCAGUGGAUCAGAUAAGUCUACUCAUCAAGACUCAAUGUCACAACUCCAACUGCAAGAAACAAACAAAAAAACUCCUGGAAAAGGAAGGCGCAAUACUCAUUUUGUAGUACGAGAUGAAAAUCUUACAUCUGUGCAAGAUUCAAUGCCAAAAUUUCAAACACUAGGAAAGAAACAAAUAACUGAUGAACAAAGAAGACGCAAUACACUUCCUUUGGAAAUCCGGAAAAAGAAUAUACCGCUUGAACAUCUAUUGCCUGAUGAGAAAGUUUUAUUAUCAAGAAGCCAAUCUCAAACUAAGAAAAUUCGAGCUGUUAGAAAGGACAGUGUCAAUAGUCAGAAUAUGAAUGAGCUCCCAGGAAAGAGUUCUACACUUGAAGAUGUGGAAUCAGGUAAAGGGUACAGGGAUCAAAAACAAACAAGUGAAGCUGAUGUACAUCAGGAAUUGAAUGUUUUAAAAGAAGAAGCUUCAGAACUUCAAGAUACAACAGAAAAUCUUACAGAUUUGAAUCUAUCAAUUAGUGACCUAAUUGUUAAAUUAGAUUUAAACAAAGUGGUUGAGACUGAUAUAGAUCACUUGAAAGAAGCUUCUGAAAGACCUUUAUUAAUAUAUGAAUCUAAGACACAAGUAAAGACUAUCCCUGGGAUGAAGGCAAAACAAUUGACAGAUACAAUUGGAAGAGGUAUAACAUUAGAUGAAUUCAGGAAACAAUCACUGGCUCUCAAUGAAACUGAUGUAAAAAACUUAAUAGAAGCCUAUGAAGAAAAUCUAACAGUGGAUCCAACCAAGAUACAAUUAAAGAGUCUUACAGAGAUUUAUAAAACCAUCUCGUCCAAUGAUACUAGAAAAGGUUCGAUAAAGGGGCCAAGCAAGACGCAAUCAAGGAGUCAGCUAGGUAUGAACUUAUUUAAAAACAAAGAUAUGCUCAUGAAACAGCAAGAUAUUCUUUAUACCAGGGACAUCACACCAAGUCAAUUCCCUACAAAAGUCAUCAAUGUAUCACCCUUUGGAAGUAGAGAUGAAGUCCUUGAGAACUCUACUUCCUCUAUAACUGAACUUCCAAGAGCAAUUCAUAGACCAUCUAACGCUGGUACAACGCUUUCCAAGAAUAUCCAGUUUCCUUUACUGAAUACAGCUGCUUCAGGGAACCCCAAAACUAUGAUCAUAAAACAAAAACCUGUUGUACCUGUAAAUACUCUGCCUACUGUGACCAAGGCGACUAAAAUAUCUACCCAUAAAGAUAUAUCUAUUGAAAAAUCUGUACAUCGUCCAUACCUUUUGAAAAUGAAGGAAAUUCUGGAAAAGCUAAACAACAAGAACCAAUAUAGGACACAAUAAUGAAAAUUGCAAGUAUGGAAGCCUUUUGAAAAUAACACUGACUUGUGUGGAUGGUGGUUAUUGAAAAAUAUUGAAAAAUACCCUGGAUUA
Messenger RNA from Nycticebus coucang (slow loris), 1613 nucleotides. RefSeq names its product coiled-coil domain-containing protein 7-like. Lineage: Eukaryota; Metazoa; Chordata; Mammalia; Primates; Lorisidae. The record is from RefSeq and is a predicted model, not a curated record. The transcript is spliced from 15 exons. The coding region runs from base 6 to 1523 and encodes 505 amino acids.